Vanessa atalanta (red admiral) is the source of this 2925-nucleotide messenger RNA. RefSeq lists its product as uncharacterized. The transcript is spliced from 4 exons. Gene Ontology annotation, biological process: DNA recombination; DNA integration. Gene Ontology annotation, molecular function: DNA binding. The record is from RefSeq and is a predicted model, not a curated record. Bases 1 to 2925 code for a protein of 974 amino acids. Lineage: Eukaryota; Metazoa; Arthropoda; Insecta; Lepidoptera; Nymphalidae.
AUGAGGCUCCUCGGAGGAACUUUAAUUUUCAGGGUAAUGACUUCAAGGCCAGAGGCAAAGGUAAGGGGAGAGGUAAAAAAUCUUCCUUUCGUGCCUUUGAUCAGUCAAGACAGUGACGCCAAACUGGGGUUCAAAGGGGGCCAAUUAAAGAAUUUCAGGAAAAGGUGGGAGGAGCUCGGAGCAACUCCCUUUAUCCUGAAGGUUAUAUCAGGGUCUCGGAUACCCUUUGUUCAAAGACCUCCUUUAGUGUACCCUUCACCAGCAGUAGCAAAGAAUUAUGCUACAAAGCCAUCUGUGCAGAUGACUUUACAGAUCGAGGAGUUGAAGAGCUUGGGAAUAUUGGAAAAACCAGUUUCUUUGACUCCCGCUUUCUUCUCCCGGGUAUUUCUAGUAAAGAAGAGCGAUGGUGGCUUCAGACCCAUUUUCGACCUUCGCGAGCUGAACAGAUUUGUGAAAACCAAACAUUUCCAACUUAUCAGUCACGUAACAGUACCCGAGUUCCUUCAACCAGGCGACUGGUUGAUAAAAGCAGACAUAUCUCAAGCUUACUUUCAUCUGCCUAUAACUGCCUCCCACAGACCAUUUCUGCGCCUCUUUUACAAACAAGAAAUGCUCCAGAUGACCUCACUGCCUUUCGGCCUAUCAUCAGCCCCAAGGCUUUUUUCAGCAGUCACUUUCUGGGUCGCGGAGACUCAACGCAAGAGAGGGAUGCGGAUUCUGGUGUACCUCGACGAUUUUCUCCUGGUACACCAGAAUCCCUCCAAAUUGGCAUCACAGGCCGCGGAGGCUGUGGACCUUUUGGAGUUCCUAGGAUGGAAAGUCAAUUACUCGAAGUCAGCUCUGACUCCUGUGAGGUCACUAGACUUUCUGGGCAUCAAUUGGGAUACAGAACAAAAUAUCAUGUCACUUCCAAUCAAGAAAAAGAUGUCAAUUUCUACUGCCUUAACAAGUAUGUUAACUAAGAAGACUUGCAAUCUUCGGGAGCUACAGCGCCUCUUAGGGCAGUUGAAUUUCGCAUGUUUCGUGAUACCGAGAGGCCGACUUCAUUGUCGGCACCUGCAGAUUUUUUUACGUCAAUUUCCUCGCAAUCUGCCAAAAGUAAAAUUGGACAUCCCGCGGAGGGUGAUGAGAAAUUUACAUUGGUGGCUCGGAGCCGUAGACCUAACAACUCCUAUUCAUUCGGUAGGAGUAUCCCAUUUUCUGACCACCGACGCUUCAGACAUCGGUUGGGGUGCAGUACUGGACAAGACGACAAUGUCGGGCUCUUGGACAACUCAGCAGAAACUAUGGCAUUGCAACAAAAAAGAGAUGUUCGCAGUAUUGUCUGCAGUAAGAGGCCACGCGAAGAGUCUCAGGAACUCACACGUGUUGCUACAGACAGACAACAAAACAAUUAUUGCGUACAUUCGCAAGGAAGGAGGCACUCACUCGAUAGGCUUGCUGUCUCUGACGUUUCAACUCUUGACCCUUCUAGACAAAUGGAACAUAAUUCUAUCUGCACAGUAUCUCCCAGGCAGAUACAACGCCAUAGCAGACAGACUGUCAAGGAGACGCCCAAUACCCGAGUGGCAUCUACUGCCUCUAGCUACCCGGGAGAUCUUCAGGCGUUGGGGAAAACCAGACGUAGACAUUUUUGCGUCCAGAAGACGCUUUUUCAAGAGACUGGAAUUAUCGGUUGGGGUGGAUAUUUCCUCCACCAAAUCUAAUACCAAGGGUACUAUGUCAUCUCAACAGGGCGAGAGGCACCUACCUACUGGUGGCUCCGGAUUGGAAUCAACCCUUUUGGAAAGCAGAUCUCCAGGCUCGAGCCCUGGACCAACCCAUGAUUGUACCCAACUUGCACAGAGCGCUAGUGGACCUGACAACAGGGCGUCCACCUCCACAGAUAGACCAGUUAGCUCUGAAGGUUUGGAAAAUUGGGGGUGGGCGGACAAGAUAGCCACAUGGUCGCAGGCUGAAAAAGACCUUCUCAAAAAGAGUUGGCGUCGUUCGACUCUUGACACAUAUGAACCAGCCAUUAAGAGAUGGAUAACUUGGUGUAGCGCUAGAAGCUCAGACCCGAAAUCGCCCAGACCAGAAGAGGUAGCUCAAUUUCUUGCUGACACCUUUCUAAAAGAAGGUUUAGCUUAUGGCACGAUGCUGGUUCAUAAAUCAGCAGUGGCAACAUUUUGUGGACAAAAUAGUGUAAUAUCUUCUAACUUUAUGGUGAAACAAGUGUUGAAGGCCAUCAACAAUUCUAAACCACCAUCAUUUAAACCACCAAUUUGGGAUGCCAGACAAGUGAUAGAGUGGCUAAAAAAUAACCCCAACAAUAGUUCAUUAUUUGAAAUUGCAAGAAGAACUGCAACAAUCUUACUCCUAACGUCAGGGCGUAGGAUACACGACCUAACUUUAUUAAGAAUAUCAAAACAACAUUUUACUGAUGAUGGACAAGAUAUUUGUUUUUGGCCAGUAUUCGGAGCUAAAACUGAUAGUGGAUCUAGACGCCAAUCUGGUUGGAGACUUCUACCUAAUCAAGAAAUUAAUUUAUGUCCAGUUCGUUGGAUUCGUCUUUUGAUUCAAGCAUCUGAAAGUAGGCGGACAGAAGAUAUAAAGCAUCUGUUCAUAACAAUAAGAGGUAUACCAAAGCCAGCUUCUAAGACUUUAAUAGGAGGAUGGGUGCGGUCUGUACUGAAGGAUGCAGGAAUUGAUGCCUCACCUGGUUCAUGUCGAUCAGCAGUAGCUUCUUUGGCUUGGCUAGAGAAUAGGCCCGUAGAGGAAAUUUUAGAAAGAGCAGCGGAAGUAGCGUUUCCACUAUUAGUGGAAACUAAAUUAAUUUAUUCAUUAUAUUUAGAAGAACAGUGUAUGAUGCCGAAAUCGGGCAGAGGGCGUCCACAGAUGUCCCCCAUCGCGAUCGGUCUUGAGCUGAAGCUCAAGAAAGGCUGA